AUGAAUUCAUCAACGAUUAUAUUAUCAAGUCAACUCAAUUUAGCUCAAACAUAUGUAACUCGUUAUUUAAUGAUACCUGUUUAUAUAUUUGGUAAUAUCGUAUAUGUUACUUGUGAUUCUGCAACUAGUUCACAAACGAAAAGUCCGGAUCGACAAGCUAUUGAAGGAUUUAUUUAUGCAUUUACAAUUCAUCUUUGUUAUAUAUCUGCUUCGUUUCCAUUUGCAAUAUAUACGUUGGCAUCAUCGAUAUUUCGCAAGGAAUGUAUGUCUAGAAUUCGUCGUCUUUAUACAAAAGUACUGCAUUUUUGUGCAUAA
This is a messenger RNA of Adineta steineri, 315 nucleotides long. The record is from the annotation of a GenBank genome assembly. Lineage: Eukaryota; Metazoa; Rotifera; Eurotatoria; Adinetida; Adinetidae.